Messenger RNA from Alnus glutinosa, 1623 nucleotides. Its product is annotated as endoglucanase 9-like. NCBI's taxonomy places the organism in Eukaryota, Viridiplantae, Streptophyta, Magnoliopsida, Fagales, Betulaceae. Gene Ontology annotation, molecular function: hydrolase activity, hydrolyzing O-glycosyl compounds. The record is from RefSeq and is a predicted model, not a curated record. Gene Ontology annotation, biological process: carbohydrate metabolic process. The transcript is spliced from 6 exons. The coding region runs from base 24 to 1496 and encodes 490 amino acids.
GGUGCAUGCUUUAGCAAAUACCAAUGACAAUGAUAAGGGGAGCUUUCUUCUGCCUCUUGUUUUUCUCAUCUUUCUUUGUUUUGGGCACUGUUCAAGCCAAUCCCAACUACAGAGAUGCCUUAGCAAAGUCCGUACUGUUCUUUCAAGGCCAGAGGUCCGGGAGGCUCCCUAUGUCCCAACAAAUUACUUGGAGGUCCAACUCUGGCCUAUCCGAUGGUCGGCUUGCCAACGUGGAUUUAACCGGAGGUUACUACGAUGCCGGAGACAACGUGAAAUUCAAUUUUCCGAUGGCCUACACCACCACCAUGCUAUCAUGGGGCGCACUGGAAUAUGGAAAGCGAAUGGGCGUCACCCAAUUACAAAGUACAAGGACUGCAAUACGAUGGGCGACUGACUACCUCUUAAAGUGUGCCACUGCCACGCCUGGUAAGCUCUACGUUGGUGUGGGUGAUCCCAACGUAGAUCACAAGUGUUGGGAAAGGCCUGAGGACAUGAGCACAGUCCGAACCGUGUAUUCGGUCUCUUCUAGCAACCCUGGCUCCGACGUAGCCGCCGAAACCGCUGCUGCUUUAGCCGCUGCUUCCAUAGUUUUUAGAAUUGUUGAUCCUAAGUACUCAAGGUUGCUAUUGAAGACGGCCAAAAAUGUUAUGCAAUUUGCAAUGCAAUAUCGAGGCGCUUAUAGUGAUUCUCUCGGCUCUGCGGUUUGCCCAUUUUAUUGUUCAUAUUCUGGAUAUAAGGAUGAACUGCUGUGGGGAGCUGCAUGGCUUCUAUGGGCGACCAAGGAUGUUUCUUACUUGAAUUUCUUAAAAUCACUGGGAGCUAACGAUGGAACAGACAUCUUCAGCUGGGACAACAAAUUUGCUGGUGCUCAUGUUCUCCUAUCAAGGCAAGCCUUGCUUGGCAAUGACAAGAACUUUGAUCCAUUCAAACAAGAAGCUGAAGAUUUCAUGUGCCGGAUUUUGCCCAACUCUCCCUACACAACUACACAAUAUACACAAGGCGGGCUCAUGUACAAGCUACCUGAAAGCAACCUUCAGUAUGUUACAUCCAUAACAUUCUUGCUAACAACCUAUUCCAAGUACAUGUCCGCUACGAAACACACAUUUAACUGUGGAAGUCUUUUGGUCACUUCCAGUUCACUAAAAGCCCUUGCAAAGAAACAGGUUGAUUAUAUAUUAGGAGAGAACCCACUGAAAAUGUCAUAUAUGGUAGGCUAUGGGCCGUAUUUUCCAAAGAGAAUUCACCACAGAGGAUCAUCCAUGCCCUCCUUGGCAACUCACCCACAAACCAUAGCUUGUGACGGUGGUUUCCAACCCUUCUUUUAUUCAUCCAACCCCAAUCCCAACACGUUGACAGGCGCCAUUGUUGGGGGUCCAAACCAGAACGAUGGCUUCCCAGAUGAUCGGGGUGACUACAGUCAUUCAGAACCUGCCACCUAUAUAAAUGCUGCCAUUGUUGGACCUUUAGCAUACUUUGCUGGGAGCUACUCUACUUGAUGAAGGAGUUCAAUGUGUAUAUAUUCUAGUUCUCCCCCAAAAACCAACCAUGCACCACCAAGAAAUAGGUGGACUAUGUGAUUGUGUUAGUUUGAUUUUUUUUUUUUCUUCCAAUUUAUAUAUAAAA